UGAAAACUUCAGUUAAAUUUUAGCUACGGUGGUGUAAAGUUUCAAUUAAUAAAUUAAAAAUGAAAUUCCUUACCGCCUUUGGUGUGCUAACAAUUUUGGCUGUGGUCCAGACUCAGUUUCCUCCCAACUUUCCCAAGUGUAAAUUUGCGGAAGAAACAUGCAUUGUCAAGGCCACCAACGAGGUUAUUGGAAAAUACUAUGCAGGACUUCCGGAAAUCGGUUUAACACAAUUCGAUCCUUUGCACAUUAAAACCAUGAUGUUGAAGAGAAAUCCCUCCAGUCCGGUUAAUGUUGAGGUUAAGCUAAGUGAUUUGGAAUUGGAGGGUCUGAAGACCAUGAAUGUUUCUCAUAUGCAGGGCUUCAAAUCAGAUAUGAGCGGUCGCAACUCCUUAACCGGAAUAAUAGAACACCUAAACUUCAAGGGUCAUUACAUUAUUGAUGGACAAGUUAUGAUACUGCCAAUAAAGGGUGAGGGUACCCUAAGAUUGGUGUGCAAAAAUCUCCAAUUUAAAUAUGCCUUUGAUUUGAAAGCCAUACAAAGAAAUGGUCAAACCCAUGCCGCCCUGGAGCAUGUUAAAUUGGAAGCCGAACCUGAACAUGUUGAAUUUCACUUUGACUCAUUGUUUGAUGGUGACAAGGCGCUGACGGACACCACCAAUGAAUUCAUCAAUGCCAACUGGAAGGAAUUGUAUCGUGAAAUACAAGCCGAUAUAUCGAAGUCUAUUAGUUUGAUUGUGAAGUCCUUGGUGAAUUCAUUCUUCAAGAAAUAUCCUUAUGCUGAUUAUUUCCUAUAA
Messenger RNA from Musca domestica (house fly), 794 nucleotides. Its product is annotated as protein takeout-like. The record is from RefSeq and is a predicted model, not a curated record. The coding region runs from base 60 to 794 and encodes 244 amino acids. The transcript is spliced from 4 exons. Lineage: Eukaryota; Metazoa; Arthropoda; Insecta; Diptera; Muscidae.